Leishmania braziliensis MHOM/BR/75/M2904 is the source of this 1203-nucleotide messenger RNA. RefSeq names its product phosphatidic acid phosphatase protein-like protein. The transcript has a single exon. Gene Ontology annotation, molecular function: phosphatidate phosphatase activity. The record is from RefSeq and is a predicted model, not a curated record. The coding region runs from base 1 to 1203 and encodes 400 amino acids. Gene Ontology annotation, biological process: phospholipid metabolic process. NCBI's taxonomy places the organism in Eukaryota, Euglenozoa, Kinetoplastea, Trypanosomatida, Trypanosomatidae.
AUGGUAGAGUUCAGAAGGAGGGAUUUUUACUAUGUGUGGAAUCAGUACCAGCUGCUCGACUGGAUCGUCUUAGCCAUUAUGUUCCUGAGCGCCGCCAUCACGACAAGGCAUAUGAAUCCACACUGUCGAACCUUUUCGUGGAAUGACGCCACCAUCGCGUACCCGAGCCGUGAAGACACGUUCCCUAGUUACUCGCUGGCUCUCAUGAUAGUACUUGCCGUCGUGUUUUACGUCAUCUUUAUCCGCUACCUCGUACGGCCGCUGCAAGGGUUGUUCGGUGAGCCGCUGGGCUGGUAUAACAUCGGCGGCGCCGACGUCGGUGAAGGCGACGAGUGUAACGUGUACACAGACAUGGACUCUGUAGCGAGCCCGAAGCAACUGCGUGUCCGUGACUUGCAGACGGGCAGUGGUCUCGUUUACCCGUGGUUGCGUGCACAUCUCUGGUCCGUCGGGCUGCAGUUCUGCGUGACGGCGGUGCUUAAAGUCUACGCCGGGCGGCUUCGACCAGACUAUCUGAGUCGACUCAAAGAGGCUGGAUACACGAGCUCGAUGGCGCACCUGCCCGACCCACAGACGAACCCUGAAUACUACUGCGCUCUCAUGGAUACCCACCCGAAACUGAAGGAUGGCCGGCUCUCUUUUCCAUCCGGGCAUAGCAGCACGUCUUUUGCGGUGUUCACAAUCGUCUCUCUCUUCUUCGUGGCACAUCUGCGACCAUUCGCGCGGCACGCCAGCUUUACCCGCCUCAUUCUUUCAUUGUUACCGAUCAGCGUGCCGGUCACGUGUGCAGUGAGCCGCACACGCGACAACAAACAUCAUUUUUCUGACGCCGUCACCGGGUCGCUGAUUGGGAUCACCUCCGCCUUCCUCUCGUUCUACUGUAGCUUCCGGCAGGUAGGUGGAGCGGCAGACAUCUAUUUUUGUCGCGCAGCGUCAGACGUCGAGUACGAUCAGUUGCGCGAGUGGAAAGGAGCUGACAGCAAUGAUGGCAGCAGUGUUGCCAUGGAGACCACAAGCGUUGGCGCCGCCAGUGGUAGCCACCAGUUGACUAGCAAGAGGGAAGACGUCACGCGUCGAAAGUCUGCACCGCUGGCAGCGAGGACGAGCGACGCUGUCGUGACCUUCAGUGGCCCGAUGCAGCGCCUGACAGGGUUGACGGAGCGGCAGUUGAACGAAGACCCAGCUGCCGUUCCGUGGAUCUGA